ACGUAAGAUGAAUAAAACAUUCCAGGACGUGCUGUUAGAGGAAAUCAAUCCACUUGGGAAUGAAAACAGGAACACUAGCUGUGGCCACGCCUUCUUCACUGGGACUCAAAGCCAGAUUAACACAGCCAUAUUAACUAAAAAGUGAUGUAUAUACUGUAUAAUGCUGGAGCUCAGAGAAGAGAUCUUGCUGUUACACGUUUGGGUGGAGUUUCACACUACUUCCUCCAAUCAGAGCGAGAGUGGGCGGGGCAAACCUAGAGCGGGACGACUCAGAACAUCUGUGUGUGCGCGUGUGUCUGUGUGUGUGUUCAGAAUGCAGAGACAGACAGAGGAGACACGCUUUGUGUCAAACCCCUUUGGAUUAUGAGACUUGUGUGAAGCAAGUGAACUUGGUGGAAGUGCUCUAGAUUUGUUCACUACACUUUAUUGGACUUAAGGAUUUAGGGUGGAUUGGGGGUGCGGUGUGGAUUGGGAUGAUGCCGAGGAGUUUACAUACUUAGAGCAGGGAAGGAUUUGAGCUGCUCCUUCAUACACUCACACACACCUGCACAGCAUCUGGCUGUAGCUGUAUUGUGACGCAGCAAUGACUCCGACUAAACAGUCUUCUCGUGGCUGGACCUCCAUCCUGUGCUGCUUUAAGAGAAGCGAGCAGCCUGAGAUCACCUACAGGAUCAGCCACGACACCAAUCACAUGGUGCACGCCAUGGAGCCCAGGCUGCCCCUACCUCCCGCCGAGGAGCUGGACGCCAUGUUCUCCGAGCUGGUGGAUGAACUGGACCUCACUGAUACACACAGAGCGGCCAUGUUCGCUCUCCCUGCUGAGAAAAAAUGGCAGAUAUACUGCAGCAAGAAGAUGGAACAGGAGGAGAAUAAAGGAGCGAUGAGUUGGCCCGACUAUUACAUCGACCAGAUUAACUCCAUGGCCGCUAGGAAGACGGUCCUGGCUCUGGAGAAGGAGGAAGAAGAGGAGAGGAACAAAUCCAUCCAGGGUUUAAAGACAGCGUUGAGGACACAACCCAUGAGUUUUGUGACCCGCUUCAUCGAUCAGGACGGCCUGACGUGUCUGCUGAACUUCCUGAAGAACAUGGAGUACGAUACGAGCGAGUCUGAGAUCCACACCUCGCUGAUCGGCUGCUUCAAGGCUCUGAUGAACAACUCUCAGGGCCGCGCCCACGUCCUCACUCACCCCGAGGGCAUCAACAUCAUCGCUCAGAGCCUCGGCACCGAGAACAUCCGCACCAAAGUGGCCGUGCUGGAGAUCCUGGGUGCCGUGUGUCUCGUCCCCGGCGGCCACCGCAAAGUCCUGGAGGCCAUGAUGCACUUCCAGAAAUACGCCAGCGAGAGGACGCGCUUCCAGUCCCUGGUGAACGAGUUGGACAGGAGUACGGGCCGUUACAGAGACGAGGUGAACCUGAAGACGGCCAUCAUGUUCUUCAUUAACGCUGUGCUCAGUCGGGGAGCUGGAGAGUCGAGUCUGGACUUCAGGAUUCACUUACGUUACGAGUUCCUCAUGCUGGGAAUCCAACCGGUCAUCGACAAACUCCGGAGCCAUGAGAACGAGACGCUGGACAGGCAUCUGGACUACUUCGAAAUGAAGAGAAAUGAAGACGAGCUGGAGUUGGCCAAGCGCUUUGAGAAUGUUCAUAUCGACACUAAGAGCGCCUCGCAGGUGUUUGAGCUCAUCCGUAAGAGGAUCAACCACACCGAGGCAUUUCCACACUUUAUCUCCAUCCUCCAGCACUGCCUCCACAUGCCCUAUAAGCGGAGUGGGAACACGGUGCACUACUGGCUCCUCCUUGACCGAAUCGUCCAGCAGAUUGUCCUACAGACUGAUAAAGGUCACGACCCCGAUGUCGCGCCUCUGGAGAACUUCAAUGUAAAGAACGUGGUGAGAAUGUUGGUGAAUGAGAAUGAGGUGAAACAGUGGAAAGAGCAGGCGGAAAAGAUGAGGAAAGAUCAUAGCGAGGUGCAGCAGAAGCUGGAGAAGAAGGAGCGAGAGUGUGAGGUGAAGGCGCAGGAGAAAGAGGAGAUGAUGCAGACGCUCAGUAAGAUGAAGGAGAAACUGGAGAAGGAGAACAACGAACAUAAACUCACCAAACAGCAAGUGGCUUCACUCAUGGCUCAGCUUCACGAGCUCAGUACUAGGGCAGUUGUUCCUGGAGCCCCUGGUCACAUUCCUGAAGCUCCUGGUGCUCCCUCUGCUCCUUCACCUUCAGCAGGAGGUCUCGCUCCGCCUCCUCCUCCUCCUCCUCCUGCUCCAGGUGGGAUUCCUCCUCCUCCACCUCCUCCUCCUCCUCCAGGAGCUCCUCCUCCUCUUUCUGGACUUCUGUUCGGUUCUCCUGGAUCAGCGCAGAAGAAGAAGGACAUUCCUCAACCUUCGAAUCCACUUAAAAGCUUCAACUGGGCCAAACUUAAUGAGAACAAGCUAGAAGGAACCUUGUGGACGGAGCUGGACGAUAUCAGAGUUUUUAAAGUUCUGGACCUGGAGGACAUAGAGAAGACGUUUUCAGCCUACCAGAGACAGCAGAAGGAGUCUGGCGAUGACGCAGCUGCAAAGAAAGUGAAGGAGCUGUCGGUUAUCGACGGUCGCCGAGCACAAAACUGCAACAUCCUCCUGUCACGGUUAAAGCUAUCCAACGAUGAGAUUAAGAAGGCCAUAAUGACCAUGGACGAGCAGGAGGACCUUCCCAAAGACAUGCUGGAACAGUUGCUGAAGUUCGUCCCAGAAAAGAGUGACAUUGACCUCCUGGAAGAACACAAACACGAGCUGGAGAGGAUGGCCAAAGCCGACCGCUUCCUCUACGACAUGAGCAGGAUAAAUCAUUAUCAGCAAAGACUGCAGUCGCUCUACUUUAAAAAGAAGUUUGCUGAAAGAGUCGCAGACAUCAAGCCAAAAAUCGAAGCUCUCAGUCAGGCGUCUACAGAGGUGCUGCAGAGCCGAAACCUGCGCCAGCUCCUGGAGGUCGUCCUUGCGCUCGGGAACUACCUGAACAAAGGUCAAAGGGGAAACGCGUACGGCUUCAGAGUGUCCUCGCUCAAUAAGAUCCCCGACACCAGGUCCAGCACCGACAAGAACAUCACGCUACUGCAUUACUUGGUAAUGCUCCUGGAGCAGAAAUAUCCCAAGGUGGCGCUGUUUCAUGAGGACCUGCAGAAUGUCCCAGAGGCUGCUAAAGUCAACAUGACAGAACUGGAGAAAGACAUGAACAGCCUGCGCAGCGGCCUGAAGAGCGUGGAGGCGGAGCUGGAGUACCAGAAGAGUCGUCCCCCAGACUCAGGUGAUAAGUUCGUGUCUGUGGUCAGUCAGUUCAUCACCGUGGCAGGAUUCAGCUUCUCUGAGGUGGAAGAUUCACUACAGGACGCCAAGGAGACGUUCCAGAAGGUGGUGAAGGUGUUCGGCGAGGAACCCAGCUCGACGCAACCCGACGAUUUCUUCGGGAUUUUCGAUCAGUUCCUGCAGGCGUUCGCUGAAGCCAAACAGGACAAUGAGAACAUGCGCAAACGCAAGGAAGAGGAGGAGCGCAGGGCUCUCCUGGAGGCUCAGCGGAAGGAGCAGAGGGAAAAGGAGCGAAAAGCUCGUAAAGCGAUGGAGAACUGUGAGGAGGACGGCGAGUUUGACGACCUCGUCUCUGCCCUCCGCUCCGGAGAAGUGUUCGACAAAGAUAUGAGCAAAAUGAAACGCAACCGCAAACGACAAACCACUCAGAACCUCGAGACAAGCAGAGAGAGACCGAUCACCAAACUCAAUCUCUGAGGAAAAUCAGCGCUAAGGCUAAAUAAAAGAGAAGAAUUCAUUCUAACAAGUCACGGCAGUCGAGAGAGAAAAAAAGACUGUAUAUCUUUGCACUGUUGUGGCCUGCUAGUAAUCGGAUAAUUAGCCAUGCGUAAGAAAUUAGCCUAAACAGUAAAAAAAAAAAAAAAAAAAAAACCCUGUCAGGAGACACGGGGAUGCUGGAUAUGUUAUGGAUAUGAUACGUAGCGUUUCAGCUGGAUUUUCAGUGUUAAAUCUGAUGUGCAUUGUGGUUAGUAUACAUGCCUCAUAUGUGUAAAUGUGCCACAUGAACGAUAAAUAAGCUUUUUGCUAGAACGAACUCAAAAUAUUCUAGAAUUUUCUUAUAAAAAAAUGACUCUUCUAGGACGUCCUGCUGUUAGGGAUGGAAACUGCGAUGACGCUGCCAUCUGGUGGUGAAGUGGAGGUACUGCACCUUCUCAUCUUUAACUUCAUGGAUAAUGAUUUAUUUUUAUUUUUUUUGCUGGGGGGAAAAAAAAAGCACACGAACUCAAAUCUGAACUAAGGACUGACUCGGUUUAUCUGUGUGUGGCAAAAUGUGUUAUGUCUCGUUGUUGGUGUGCGUUCAGCUUAUUAGUGAUUUUGAACAAACACAAAAUGGCGACCCAAACACCCGCUGGUUAAAAUUUCAUUAAACAUUAGCGAGUGUGUAGGUGUGUUUUAUCAUAUCAGUCAGCUCAUUAACACACACUUCACCAAGAUGAAACAGGUGUUUUGAAGUGUUUUCAUUUACAUGUGAAGUCUUUACUCACUAACGAAUAUUUCAACAGCAGCAACAACAAAACGUGAAAUCCACUUUAAAUUUUAAACUUCUCCCUCUUGCCAAAUAAUUUUGCUCACAUCAUUUAAGCCCAAUAACAGAUAUAAAAUGUGCUGUUAUUUAACGAAGGCAGUGUAGAAUUGUGAAUGUGGUGAAGCUUUCUCAGGCUGGUGAGGGAACAACUGUUUAUAACUUGGCUCCCAGUUUGAAUUAGCCAUGAGGCUAACAUGUAGUGAAAGCUUAUAGCCACCAGUUUAGCACUGUACACCAGCUCAGUGAAUUUUGAGGUUAAGACAAAGUUCUCAGCCAGACUUUUCCUUUAUUUAACAAAAGCCCAAAUCUACAGAGACAAUUCAUUCACCCAUAAUAAUUUAUGUUUAUUUUCUAGCUUGUUCGUUUUAUUGUAAUAGUUCUACACAAAACAUUUGUAAAAGUAUUAGACUUUCAUUAGAUUAUCAGUGUGAUUGCUGAAUAGAACACGCAUACACAUAAACACAGCUUUAUGAAUACAAAUUAAUUCAGAGAAGAUCGGAAGACGUGAAAAAAUUCAACAGAACCGACAUCGUUUUAAAAUGUUACAUUUGCUUUUGUCUUAACAAAGAAGUUAAGAAAAAGAUUUACCACCAAAAAAAAAACAAUAAUAUUAAUGCACUUGAUGUUAAUUUAUUCCAAAAUUAAAAAUUUUAUAGGUAAACAUUUUCGUUUUCAGAGGCAACAUUUUGUAAAAGUUCUACACAACAAACGCUGUGUUUCUGUGAUUAAACUCUGCAUUUAAAGCGAAACCGUAUGAACUGUAUAUUGUGUAUAUCACUGUAAUCGCACUGUGUAUUCAUAUCUGUACAAAUGUAAAUAAUCUCUUAUUAAUAAGAUGCCACUCUGGUUUUGAGUUCACGAUUUUAUGAUUUAGGAUUGCGUUGUUGGUACUGUUGAAUGCUUUUGUGUGUGUGUGUGUGUGUGUGUGUAAAAUUGUACAUCUGUAUGUGGGUUUUCUCAGUGUCCUUUUUAUUUAAAAACAAUGUGAAAUUGAUUACAGAAAAAAAAUAAAAUACAAUAAAAAUAAAACUAAUCCAUGGGCUCAUUUGAUUUGCGUAUUGAAGUAAAAUCAGAGGAAUGUUAACGUGACGCUGUUCAGCCCUUUAACCCUUGUUUGCUUAGCUUGAAUUAGAUUCUUAAUUUUAAAUAAAGUGGUUUUAAUGUAAAGGACAGGGUUUUUUUUUUGUUAUCCUUCCUGUUUUUGGCUGUAUUAAAUAAAAUCAGCUAUUUUUUUUUUUUAAUAUAUAUAUAUAAAAGCAUUAUUUGGACCCACUAACAUUAUUGCCCUGUAGAGUGAAAUGUUCCCAGAUAUGAUCAGUGUGCAGUUACACUAAUACCACAGAAGUUAAUAACAAUAAUUCCGAAUUAUUGCUCCUUAUUUUCCUCUCUUAAAGGUUCUAGGUAGAACCAUACAAGAAAGUGUAUUCCUUUCAGAGCGGGUUCUAGGUAGAACCCUUAAUUAUCUAAUCAACACCAAAGAAACCCCUUUUUUCUGGGUGUGUAGUAACUGGGUAAGUGUUCAUUACUUUUCAUUAUUUUCUUCUUAAUAUCUAGAACCUGUCAGGACUUGAAUGAUUAGCUUCUUGGUACUUGAUGCACUCGCAGAGAAAAGGAGUUGUUUAAGGGUUCAUUGGAUAAUUAAGUUCUUAGUCUUCUAAAUUCAUUUAACUUUGAAAACACCCCCCCCCAACCCCCCACCCCAGAGGAACAACUGAAGAACCACUAAGUGUAUAAAUGUGUACCUGUGAACUUUCAUCUGCAGCUCAUAGCUCAAGCAGAAAGCCAAGGACGCAAAUUUUCGGCACC
This is a messenger RNA of Ictalurus furcatus (blue catfish), 6389 nucleotides long. It is a transcript of the gene daam1a, whose product is annotated as dishevelled associated activator of morphogenesis 1a. The coding region runs from base 584 to 3754 and encodes 1056 amino acids. Gene Ontology annotation, biological process: actin cytoskeleton organization. NCBI's taxonomy places the organism in Eukaryota, Metazoa, Chordata, Actinopteri, Siluriformes, Ictaluridae. Gene Ontology annotation, molecular function: actin binding; small GTPase binding. The record is from RefSeq and is a predicted model, not a curated record. Gene Ontology annotation, cellular component: stress fiber. The transcript has 25 exons.